This is a messenger RNA of Xylaria bambusicola, 753 nucleotides long. Its product is annotated as putative MYND domain protein. The record is from RefSeq and is a predicted model, not a curated record. Lineage: Eukaryota; Fungi; Ascomycota; Sordariomycetes; Xylariales; Xylariaceae. The transcript has 3 exons. Gene Ontology annotation, cellular component: nucleus. Gene Ontology annotation, biological process: regulation of transcription by RNA polymerase II. The coding region runs from base 1 to 753 and encodes 250 amino acids. Gene Ontology annotation, molecular function: DNA-binding transcription factor activity, RNA polymerase II-specific.
AUGCAAGGAAACUGCAACACUUGCAAGAAAACUUCCUCUGAUCUGAAGAAAUGUGCCAAAUGCACAACCACGCUCUACUGUUCUCGAGAGUGCCAGAAGGCGGACUGGAAGACGCACAAGAAGCUCUGUGGCAAACAGGCGCAUGAAAGAUCGGAGACAGGAAGUCAAUCCUCUGCUGCAUCCGUCCUCUCUCCGUCCAAAGGUCUGGAGCAGCCCAUCACUAAGCCCUUCACCCGUCUCGACAAUAACACCUAUCUACAUGAUCGCCCGGAGACAGAUGUCUAUCGAGUGGCCCGUGUCUUGAUCGACGCCUACCGCAUGAGAGUCGAGGAUGAAUACGUCUUCGAACAAAAUACGGCCGUAGACAGCCUCUACGGCGGCGCCGAAUCAGGUAUCGUUGGCUUCCGCAAGUUUCUACGAAAAGCCGCAUCGCGAAGCGGACUCCUACCUCCGUGGUGGAGUGCAGCGAAGCAGAAGGCCUGCGAGAAGCUCGGCAUGGACAGGGACGAGUGGCAGGACCUUCACUGCGCCGUCGAGAAGGGCGACAUCAUCGAGCAUUACGGGGACCAGCGGUUCCCCAUGCAGUUGCGGAUGCUGGCCGAGGCAAUCAUCGGCCGCGGAUUCGGCGGAAACGACGGCACCCAGAUGAGGAAGAUGAUGGCUACCAUGGAAAACGGCGGCGUGGGCGCUGGGGGUGGUAAUAUGAUGACGAUGGACCUUUUGACUGGCAAUCUCUCGGCUCUUCGCGCAUGA